Molecule: messenger RNA, 2691 nt
Organism: Lemur catta (Ring-tailed lemur)
Lineage: Eukaryota; Metazoa; Chordata; Mammalia; Primates; Lemuridae
Gene: MOCOS
Product: molybdenum cofactor sulfurase
Exons: 15
Coding region: 10-2649 (879 amino acids)
Biological process (GO): Mo-molybdopterin cofactor biosynthetic process
Molecular function (GO): pyridoxal phosphate binding; molybdenum ion binding; molybdenum cofactor sulfurtransferase activity
Source: RefSeq, a predicted model, not a curated record
GCCGGGGCCAUGGCCGGCGGGGCGGCAGAUCCCGGGGCCGAGCUGCGGGCCUUCGGGUGGUUCGGGGACUCGAACGCGCCGCGGCCCUACGGCGACGGCCCGGGCAGCCUGCGGGAACUGCGGGCGCGCGAGUUCGGCCGCCUGGCAGGGACUGUCUACCUCGACCAUGCAGGAGCCACCUUGUUCCCCAAGAGCCAGCUUGAAAACUUCACUCGUGAUCUCAUGGAAAACGUUUAUGGUAAUCCUCACAGCCAGAACAUCAGCAGCAAGCUCACCCAUGACACCGUGGAGCAAGUGCGCUACAGGAUCCUGGCGCACUUCCGCACCACCCCCGAAGACUACAGCGUGAUUUUCACCGCCGGGAGCACGGCCGCUCUCAGACUGGUGGCAGAGGCCUUUCCGUGGGUGUCCCGGGGCCCGGAGAGCAGCGGGAGCCGCUUCUGUUACCUCACCGACAGCCACACCUCCGUGGUGGGCAUGAGGAAGGUGACCGCGGCCGUGAACGUCACGUCCACCCCGGUCAGGCCAGAGGACUUGCGGUCGGUGGAGGAACCGGGUGCCGCGGCCGGUGGCCCCGACUGCCCGCUGCCGCACCUCUUCUGUUACCCGGCUCAGAGCAACUUUUCUGGAACCAGGUACCCGCUGUCCUGGGUCGCGGACGUGCGGGCCGGGCGGCGGCGCCCCGUGGGCGCGCCCGGGAGGUGGUUCGUGCUGCUCGACGCGGCCUCCUACGUGAGCACCUCGCCUCUGAACCUGGCGGCGCACCCGGCUGACUUUGUCCCCAUCUCCUUCUACAAGAUCUUCGGAUUCCCCACGGGGCUGGGCGCGCUGCUGGUCCACAAUCGCGUGGCUCCUCUGUUGAGGAAGACCUACUUUGGGGGAGGCACGGCCGCCGCCUACCUCGCCGGAGAAGACUUCUACAUCCCCAGACCCUCGGUGGCGGAAAGGUUUGAAGAUGGCACCAUCUCAUUCCUUGACGUGAUCGCGCUGAAACAUGGAUUUGAUGCCCUCGAGCGGCUCACAGGUGGGAUGGAGAACGUAAGGCAGCACACCUUCACCUUGGCGCGGUACACCUACGCCGCCCUGGCCUCUCUCCGGUACCCCAACGGAGCUCCCGUGGUGCGGAUUUACAGCGAUUCGGAAUUCAGCAGCCCCGAGGUGCAGGGUCCAAUCAUCAAUUUUAAUGUGCUGGAUGACAGUGGGAACGUCAUUGGUUACUCCCAGGUGGACAAGAUGGCCAGUCUGUACAACAUCCACCUGCGAACCGGCUGCUUCUGUAACACCGGGGCCUGCCAGAGGCACCUGGGGAUAAGCAACGAGAUGGUCAGGAAGCACCUUGAGGCCGGUCAUGUCUGUGGAGACAACAUCGACCUCGUGGAUGGGCAGCCUACCGGCUCAGUGAGGAUUUCGUUCGGAUACAUGUCUACGCUGGAGGAUGCCCAGGCCUUUCUCAGGUUCAUCGUAGACACCCGCCUGCGCUCGGCUGGUGGCCAGCCUGUCCCUCAGGCCUGUGCUGCCGGGGAGGCCAGAGCCCCUUCAGCAGAGGGUGAGGGCAGCCCUGGCCUCUCCCCGCAGGAAGGCACUCUCACAGACGCCAGGGUUUGGACCGAAUCAUCCUCCGCUGUCCAUGCCGUGGCUGUGCUCCCACCUCUGUGUGAGGCCACCAGAACCCAGCAGACACCUUCAGAGAAAGCUGCAGGGGUCCGGGACGGGGACCUCGGGCCACAUGUUAUCACCAACCUUUACCUCUACCCGAUCAAAUCCUGUGCUGCGUUUGAGGUGACCAGGUGGCCUGUAGGAAACCAAGGGCUGCUGUACGACCGGAGCUGGAUGGUUGUGAAUCACAACGGCAUUUGCCUGAGUCAGAAGCAGGAGCCACGGCUCUGCCUGAUCCAGCCCUUCAUCGACCUGCAGCAAAAGAUCAUGGUCAUCAAAGCCAAAGGGAUGGAGCCUAUAGAGGUGCCUCUUGAAGAAAACAGUGAACGGGCUCAGAUUUACCAGAGCAAGGUCUGCGCUGACAGGGUAAACACUUACGAUUGUGGAGAAAAGGUUUCAAGCUGGUUGUCAAAGUUUUUUGGCCGUCCAUGUCAUUUGAUCAAACAAAGUUCCAACUUUCAAAGGAAUGCAAAGAAGAAACAUGGACAAGAUCAAUGUCCUGGGACAGCAGCCACCCUUUCUCUGGUGAAUAAAGCACAGUAUCUGCUGGUAAACACAUCAAGCAUUUCGGAACUUCACCAGCAGUUAAACGCCAGUGACCAGAAUGGAAAGGGGGAAUUAUUCCCCAUGAAAGAUCUCAUCUUGCGUUUUCGUGCCAAUAUUAUUACCAAUGGAACGAAGGCUUUCGAAGAAGAGAAAUGGGAUGAGAUUUCAAUUGGUUCCUUGCGUUUCCAGGUUUUGGAGCCUUGCCACAGAUGUCAGAUGAUUUGCAUUGAUCAGCAAACUGGGCAACGAAACCAAGGUGUUUUCCAAACACUUUCUGAGAGUCGCGAGAGAAAGGUGAACUUUGGAGUGUACCUGAUGCAUACGUCUUUGGAUUCAUCUUCUCCGUGUUUCCUGUCUGUAGGAUCUCAGGUGCUGCCUGUGUUGAAAGAGAACGUGGAAUGCCAUAACAUACCUGCUUCCGAGGAACACCAAGAUGUUAUCUCUUAAAAUUUUUUUCUAGCAUACAUUAAAGUUUCUCUUUUACAUUUA